AUGUCUGCUGAAGCACUUUCACUAGCCGGAAAGGUGGCCAUCGUUACCGGUUCUGGUCGUGAAAACGGUAUUGGUGCUGGGAUCGCGUUUGCCCUAGCUCGUAACGGUGCAGCCGUUACCAUUAAUUAUGUUUCUGAGUCCUCGGCAAAGCGUGCUGAAGGCGUUGCACAGAAAAUUAGGACUGAAGGCGGGAAAGCGACUGUUAUCAGAGCAUCUGUUAACGAGGAAGGGGCGAAGAUUCUCAUCGAGGGUACACUCAAAGCUUUUGGGACAGACCACAUUGACAUUCUAGUCAACAACGCUGGAGUUGGACAUAUUGGCCCUACAUUGGACUUACCUCUGAACCAGAUCAGAGAGACCUUCGCAGUCAACCUAUACGGUCCUCUGUUCAUGGUCCGUGCGGUCGUGCCACACAUGCCUCCUGGAGGACGUAUAAUAAAUAUUACAUCAACAGCGGCGAGAAUGCCUUUGGCUGCCUACGGUGUCUACGAAACGUCUAAGGCUGCGCUUGACUAUCUGACAGCCAUAUGGGCCGAAGAGUUUGGCAAAAGUCGUGGAAUAACUGUCAACUCAGUUGGCCCUGGUCUUGUCGAAACAGACAUUGUUCCUUCUGACCCUGAAUUCCGGAAAGCAGCUGUUGAGCCAAUUGUUCGUAUGACAAGGGCUGCUGAUAGACCAGGGACAAUCGAAGAUAUUGGAGAUACCGUGCUUUUGGUUUCAUCGGAGAAAGGAAGAUGGAUCGCUGCUCAACAUAUUUCUGCUAGUGGAGGCGUUACAGCGCUAUAA
This is a messenger RNA of Talaromyces stipitatus ATCC 10500, 786 nucleotides long. Its product is annotated as short-chain dehydrogenase, putative. Bases 1 to 786 code for a protein of 261 amino acids. The record is from RefSeq and is a predicted model, not a curated record. NCBI's taxonomy places the organism in Eukaryota, Fungi, Ascomycota, Eurotiomycetes, Eurotiales, Trichocomaceae. The transcript is spliced from 3 exons.